GAGAGACAGCCCUGCUCCGACAGCGGGCCGCCGGCCACCAGCUCUGGCAGCUCGUGCAUCUGCUCCGGCGCUCUGGGGCUUAACCUCAGCACAAUAGAUUCUAACAGGAAGUGCCACUUCAGAAGCUCUGGAAAUGACUCACAGAAUAAUUCUGCUCUCCAGAGAGAAACCGUAACUCAUAUGACUGUGAUGGCCCACUGGCUGGGUCUGACUUAGAUAACCCGCUGCUCUUCAUCCUCCUUCCGCUCCAGAGACCCCUCUGAUGACGUUAGAGAUAUUCAUGCCCAGGAGAAGGCCGCUGUGGGUCCCUCCGGACCUUUCCUAACAGGAGACCCCCAUUCACUAGAUGACUUCCAGAACUACCCACUAAGGCUUCCGGAGCCCUCUUCCAUCAGCUGAGCUUCACACAAGCCACCACUCAAGAUGAGUGGCUUCCUGGCCUCACUGGAUCCCCGACGGGUACAGUGGGGGGCCGCCUGGUAUGCCAUGCACUCCAGGAUCCUACGCACCAAACCAGUGGAGUCCAUGCUGGAGGGCACUGGGGCCACCACGGCACAUGGCACCAAACUGGCCCAGGUGCUCACCACUGUAGACCUCAUAUCUCUUGGAGUUGGCAGCUGUGUGGGCACUGGCAUGUAUGUGGUGUCUGGCCUGGUAGCCAAGGAAAUGGCGGGGCCUGGUGUCAUCGUGUCCUUCAUCAUCGCUGCAGUUGCAUCUAUUUUAUCAGGAGUGUGCUAUGCAGAGUUUGGAGUCCGAGUCCCCAAGACCACAGGAUCUGCCUACACCUACAGCUAUGUCACUGUUGGGGAAUUUGUGGCAUUUUUCAUCGGCUGGAACCUGAUCCUGGAGUACCUGAUUGGCACUGCAGCUGGGGCCAGUGCUCUGAGCAGCAUGUUUGACUCACUGGCAAACCACACCAUCAGCCGCUGGAUGGUGGACAGCGUGGGGACCCUCAAUGGCCUGGGGAAAGGUGAAGAAUCAUACCCAGACCUUCUGGCUCUGCUGAUUGCGAUCAUUGUAACUGUCAUCGUUGCUCUGGGGGUGAAGAACUCUGUGGGUUUCAACAACGUCCUCAACGUGCUGAACCUGGCAGUGUGGGUGUUCAUCAUGAUUGCAGGCCUCUUCUUCAUCAAUGGGAAAUACUGGGCUGAAGGCCAGUUCUUGCCCCAUGGCUGGUCCGGGGUGCUGCAAGGAGCAGCUACAUGUUUCUACGCUUUCAUUGGCUUUGAUAUCAUUGCCACCACCGGGGAAGAAGCCAAGAAUCCUAACACGUCCAUACCAUAUGCUAUCACCGCCUCGCUGGUCAUCUGCCUGACAGCAUAUGUAUCUGUGAGCGUGAUCCUAACUCUGAUGGUACCAUAUUAUGCCAUUGACACUGAAUCCCCACUUAUGGAGAUGUUUGUUGCUCAUGGCUUCUAUGCUGCAAAAUUCGUAGUGGCCAUUGGGUCAGUUGCAGGAUUGACAGUCAGCUUGCUUGGCUCCCUCUUCCCAAUGCCAAGGGUCAUUUAUGCCAUGGCCGGUGAUGGGCUGCUUUUCAGGUUCCUGGCUCACGUAAGCUCCUACACAGAGACUCCCGUGGUGGCCUGCAUCGUGUCAGGCUUCCUGGCUUCUCUCCUCUCACUGUUGGUUAGCCUGAGAGACCUGAUAGAGAUGAUGUCCAUCGGCACACUCCUGGCCUACACCUUGGUCUCUGUCUGCGUCCUGCUUCUUCGAUACCAACCUGAGAGUGACAUUGAUGGUUUUGUCAAGUUCCUGUCUCAGGAGCACACCAAGAAGAAGGAAGGCAUUCUAGCUGACUGUGAGAAGGAAGCUUGUUCUCCUGUGAGUGAAGGGGAAGAGUUUUCUGGCCCCGCCACCAACACUUGUGGGGCCAAGAACCUGCCAUCCUUGGGGGACAAUGAGAUGCUCAUCGGGAAAUCUGACAAGUCGACCUACAAUGUCAACCACCCCAACUACGGCACGGUGGACAUGACCACGGGCAUAGAAGCGGAUGAAUCUGAGAACAUUUAUCUCAUCAAGUUGAAGAAGCUGAUUGGGCCCCGUUACUACACCAUGAGAAUCCGGCUAGGCCUUCCAAGCAAAAUGGACCGGCCCACAGCAGCAACAGGGCACACAGUGACCAUCUGCGUGAUGCUGCUCUUCAUCCUCAUGUUCAUCUUCUGCUCCUUCAUCAUCUUCGGUUCUGACUACAUCUCAGGGCAGAGCUGGUGGGCCAUCCUUUUGGUUGUUCUAAUGGUGCUGCUGAUUAGCAUCCUGGUGUUUGUGAUUCUGCAGCAACCAGAGAACCCCAAGAAGCUGCCCUACAUGGCCCCCUGCCUCCCCUUUGUGCCUGCCUUUGCCAUGCUGGUGAAUAUCUAUCUCAUGCUAAAGCUCUCCACCAUCACAUGGAUCCGGUUUGCAGUCUGGUGCUUUGUGGGUGUGCUCAUUUACUUUGGGUACGGCAUCUGGAACAGCACCCUGGAGAUCAGCGCCCGGGAGGAGGCCCUGCACCAGAGCACGUACCAGCGCUACGACGUGGACGACCCCUUCUCGGUGGAGGAGGGUUUCUCCUACGCCACGGAGGGUGAGAGCCAGGAGAACUGGGGCGGGCCAGCUGAAGACAAAGGCUUCUAUUACCAGCAGAUGUCAGAUGCGAAGGCAAACAGCCGGACAAGUAGCAAAGCGAAGAGCAAAAGCAAACACAAACAGAAUUCAGAGGCCCUGAUUGCAAAUGAUGAGUUAGAUUAUUCUCCAGAGUAAUCAUAAAAUCGCAGAAAUGGUGAUUGGUUUUCAGCAACUUCACUUGUGGGCUAGAAGGUGGACACAUUUUUUCACUCAUUUCCCCAAAGUCAAUCCUCAGUCAUAGCCUAUCACUUGCUAUUUUUGCUUGUCAGAAUGGUUGUAAAGAAGGGUUAAUCCAGGGCUCCUAACUGGUCCCUUUAUGAAAAGAAUAAACAGGAUACACGAAUUCCAUCUAAGGGGCAACCAGUGAGGCUGAAGGUAGCAAAUUUGCUUUGUUAGUUGAAUUCUCUUGCUUCUUACUGUGACCCCAAGAAGCAAGGGGCAAGCUUCUCCGCCCCACAGAGGCUGCAGCUCCUUUGGAGUGCAACAGAGCAGGUGGGUGUGGGCAGUGUUUCAGUCACCUGAGAGCACAGAGGCGCGUCAGGUGAGCGCCCCUCCCAGGUCAGAGUGAGCAGGCAGGGGUCAGUGCCUGCUCCGUAAACAGACUCACUCACCCCCAAAACACCAUAGAGUGGACAUGCUUCCUUUUUUCACCCAUGUUCUCUCAGUUUCCAGUGUUUUAGGGUCCAGCAAAAGCAAGGACCCUCCGACUACUUCCCCAAAAGUUUCAAAUCCAAACCCAAUAACACGGUAAGAACACCAUCAAGGCUCUACUUAACUGCUCAGAAAAAAUUAAAUAGCCAUCUCUUACCACGAAGGCUGGAAGGGCAUUGGCAGAAAUUAACUACCUGUCAGAUCUUCCCUUAUACCAGACUCUGAGCUCCUGCUGAUAGGAUGACAGAGGGCAGAGGUGGAGCAUGAUUUCAUGACACUAAUAUGCCUUGAAGAAGUCAGUCAUUUGUUUUUAUAAUCAGAUAAAAAUCUUUGCAAGGAAAAGUGACCCAGUCACUCAGAUCACAUUGCAAAUUCUACUUCAUAUUUCUAAAAUUAUAAAUUCUGCAGGCUUUUUUUUUUUUUAAAGACAUGCAACCACUUGAUUGGCGGGUCCUACCUUGAAAAAAAAAAAUGUUGAAGCCCUGCUACUUAGGUAAUUACAUUCCAUGAGAUCACAUUUCACCUCUGAACCUUAUGCCUUUAGCAUAGCUUACGUUUUUAAGAAUCUUUUCCUCUGUUAUUUCCCAAAGCAGUUUCACUGAAGCCUAGAGAAAUAUCUGCCUGAUAAGGUCUAAAUUGGGGCCAUAAGAAGGAUUCUUAAAAGAAUUUUCUCUGAAAUAGGAUAAACAGGGAAAAACACAUGGGCUAUAAAUUCUACUGUUGGAUUUCAAGGAUUCCCACUGGCAUGCAUGUGAAAACAGUGAUUUUAAUCAAGCUAAGAUCUUUGGGAAAAUAUUCUGGAAGGGGACAAACAGCAAAUUUCUUGCCUUCCCUCUCCUCAAUUUAUCGUCCUGCCAAAACUUGUCCAAAAUAUAUCACCUCUGAACCUAUUUUUUCUUAAAACUUGGGGCUGAGGCCUUGGCAGAAGAAAUAAAGUUCAUUUUUUCAUUCAAUUACUAGUAAGCAGGCCUAGUAACGGAAGGGCAUGAGAAGAAAUAUGUCUGCCUUUCUAGUCCACUAUUCCAGGAGGAAAAACCCCAGAGCCUGUGAAACAAACCUAAAACAACCAAACUUGACACGUCCUCAUGACUGGGCUUCAACACAGCACGUAAAAAUCAAUUGAAAGUAGGUUUUUUAAAAAUAUGCCUUUAAAUAAAUUGUGUAUCAUGCCCACAACCAAUGUCUACCAUUAAAUUCAAACAACUAUCAUUUUAAAGAUAUUUUGUAUCCCUCCAUAUUAACUGUUUAUUAACUGGCUUUGUGAGUACAUUUUGUCAUUUUUGUGUUAUGUUUGAUGAUGCUGUGAUUUCUCUUCCCUAAAUGUAACCGUACAGAUACAGGGCCUGGUCUGUGACAUGUGUCCUUGAGGAUUAACUCUAAGAUAAUUAUUAGUAAUCUUUGGGAAACAAAGUUUUAAACUGUUUUUAAGACUGAAGAAAUCUGACCCAAUACAAUCUGCUAAGCUUACCACACAAUCUAGAUAGAUGGGGUGGAAUUAUAUUAAACAUUAAACAUGUUGAAGAAAAACAUGAAUGCAAAAUAACAAAAACAACAUGGGUAAAGGAGUUUCCUUUUAACUAUGAGGUUUUGGUCUUAAAGUUGCUAGUCUGAUGGCAGGUUGUGUGUUUCUAUAGGAGGAAGAACACAUGCUUUAGCUAACACCACUGGUGUUGUUCUUGUGUGGGUCCUAUGAGCCACUCUCAUUUUGAAAACCAUUUUGUCCCAAACAGUAUCUUUAUGUAUUUUUAAGCUUUCCUCUUUAUUUUUUAAAGGUGAUGGGUCAUCUCCCUAGCAACCUUGGGUUUUAAAAAAGUCAACAUUGCAGGCCAAGUUUUUCACAACACAUUGACAUAUUUUUUCUCAUAUUUCUCAUUUUGAAAAAUAGUUACAGAUUUCACCAUGGAGUUUUCAAAUACUGUCAAUAAUUGGGAUAAUUAUAUUAGAGUGAUUCGAACAGAUUUCUAAAUAUUAUGUUUGCGGGACUGCAUUAAAAAUAGAUCUGUACAUAAGUAAUUACAGUGGUGCCUCAAUUCAGAAACUUAAUUCGUGCCACAAUUCUGGUCACAAACCGAAUUGGAUGAAAAUCAAAUCAAGUUUCCCCAUAAGGUCAGCAUUGAAUCUACCCAUUGAAUUUGAUUUGGUUCUCACCCAGUUUGGUUUGUGACCAGAAUCUUGGAAAUAAUUAAGUUUGUGAACUUAAUUCUUAAGUUUCUACACAUGUCUUAGAAAUUUAACCCCCUUAAUGAAGCCCAAGAAAGAUCUACAUUUUAUUGAAUUCUUCUGUAGGGCAAUAACUUUUCUUAAAAUUUCAGUGUGUGAAAUUGGUGGCUUAGAACCAACUGAGUUUUUAAAUUUUUAUUCUAUUUACUUAUUGAUUCUCUGCAUCAAUUUAAAAAGAUCUGAGGUAACCAUUAAGUUAUAUAUGAUCCAAAAAAAUUAAAUGAAAAUUUCAAUAAAAAUAGAAAUAGGAUAAGGCAAAGCUGGAAGUCUGGUUAGUGCAGAAAUGCAAAAGUUUAAUAUGCUUUGCUAAAUCUGUCAAUGAGGGGGCACCUUAAAAAUAAUGAAAUCAGCAGUAGUGACAAAAAAAUACUGCUGCAUGAUGCAAAUGAACCUUUUCCCAUAAGAGCAGAAGACUGAAAUAGCACAGAUAUUGAAGAUAAGCCUCAAAUCUAUAUUUUAGUAGCUACAUGCGCCUCAUAUAUAGUGGGUAUUCAAUGACUAUCUAAUGAUUGGAUGGAUGAAUGGAUGAAUGAAUGAAUUGGGAAGAAAAUGAAGCAUUUGUUCACCAGUUAUUCAGAGUGCCUACUACGUGCUAUGGCAUAUUUUUAUAUAACAAUAAGUAAAAUAGAACUCCAGCUCUUAAGAAAUAAAGGGAAGUAGGAUAUAUAAACAAAAUGCAAAUAGUGUGGGUGAGAUAAGAGAUGGCGUACUACAGAGGCGCAAAUAUGGAGAAGACUUCCUUCGGCUGUAAAGCCUGCAAAGGACAGAGUUCUGUUCAUCUGCGUGAGUCUGUGGAACGAGCAGAUCCUUACUAAGCAGAAAUGAGAGAAAGGUAUACCGACCAAAGGAUGCGUCAGGUGCGAACUGUGGGUGGCAGCUGUUCUCUGACUAAUCUGUACUGUGCUUGCUUGGAGGGGAAACAAGGAGAUAGUUUAUACCCGAUGUAUGCAUGGAACAGUAGGAAAUCGUGCUAGGAUGAUGGCUAGUUGCACAUCAAACUGGCUCGCUUUGCUUGGGUGGGAAGACACUAGGGACCUGAUGGAAGUGGAUUAGAGAAGGCUGGACUUGAAAAAAGGUGGCUUUCAUUGUCUGUACAUGGUACUAACAGCUCACAUGCACACUCCAAGUUGAUUUAACAUAGCAAAGGAAAAAGUAUUCAUACGUAAAAGCAAAUAUGUGAUUCUUUUUGAAUCCUAUAUCUGAUUUCAUCACUAACCAAGGAAAAACAGUCUUAAUAUAUGGACACACAUCACAGAGUCAUUUACAGCUACUUUUAAAAGUUUAAUAGAAAGUUUCAACAACAAAAUUGCUUGUAUCUCUCUAAACAGUAAAACCUCAGUUUCCAGCUUUACUAGGCUUCACUGCUAGACCACUUUAAAGUAGUGACAGAAACUGAAAAACACAGCUAGGUGAAAAAUUCAGUUCUGCUUCAAAUCAAAUGUCUGAAUCAUAGUCAGGAUGACUCACGGUUUAAAAUUUAAAUAAAAGGAGGGAUUGUGAGGAGGGAAGGGAGCUGCUGAAUUUAACAAUCUGUCCCCUAGAAUGUAUGAAUCAGUCCAGAUACAAAUUCACUAAUUAUUAGAGAACAAAAUGCAAAGGUCUUUCCUCUGUUCUGCUGAAAAGAGCUGACAAUUGGACAUCCUUGAAACCGUGCUUUGGAGAGCCUGCCUCUUCUCUACAUGGUAAACAGAACCUACACCAGGUUGAGAAUCACAUAGAAGGCUGGAGGAAAUCACCAUUCCCCCUGCCAUCAGGUUUUACCAAGAGAGCUGAGAUGUCCCUGCAAAGUCUGUAAGUUAGCCACAGGAGUGCAUACUUUUGUGUCUCAGACUGUGUACAGAAGUCAGGCAUGAGGAACUGUGUCUGAGGCCAGAGCUUGAGUCUGCUCAUCUGGGGGAAGCGAAUGGUCCACUCUUGGAUUAAAGCCUCAGGUUACUGGGCAGUCCAGAGACCCUUAAUUUUCUAUAGGAAGGGAGAAGGGAAGAAAGCAGAGCAAAUGCAUCCCAAACUUCACUACUUGGGCCAUGCAACAUGAUGUUCGCGACAAGGCUUGAUGGGGGUCAGGGGAAGCAUGGUUUCAUGGUACUUCGGCUCCCCCACCUCAGAUGUACUGCUCUAGCUUUGAGGAUUUGUUUGCUGAGACCGUUUGGAGACCUUAAGAGUGAAGCCCCAGCAGGUAACCAGUGGUGGCCUGGCCAUGAAAGAGCAAGGAUUUGUACUUACGCAACCCAUGAGCACGGGCAUAGCAUCCCAAACCACAGUCCCCCGCAGGAGCAGGGGCCAGAUGCUGCCUCCCGAGGGUCAUCUUUGCGUUCCUCAGUUGGAAUGUGACAGGUGGUACAAAGUCCCUUUUGUGGACAGAGUUGUUAGUUCUGUGUCCACUUUGCUUUUCUCUAAGAUUUUAGAGGAGAAGCUGUUGAAUUGGUGUUCCCCCUCCUCAGGAAAGCUUCCUUUUGGAAAUGCUUUUCUCAUCUUGUCUUGUUCUUCUUAACACAUGCGCCCUUCUGAAACACUGAGGCAGUUGCCUUUUGCCAAAAUUACUUCUCUACAAAAUACAGAAUGUCUUCUUUUUUUAAGGACUUAAAGCCCAAAAUGGAUCAGUGGAAGUUUUGAAACCCAUCAAAAGUGAAUAUGUAUUUUGCAGUAUCAACUAAAAUAGCAUCAGAAAUCAUAAAACAGCGUACCACAUGCAUGGAAUUACACAACCCACACAGGACUUGCAUAAAGUUGGCUGGGGCUUGAAUUUUCCAGAUAGCAGGUAGCUCUAAUUUCUUACUCUUUGAGAACAUUUAGUGCAUGUUGGUAUACACCAGGAAAGACUUAAAUGGCUUUAUAUUAGAACUGGAAAACAAGGGCCGCCUUGUUUUUUCUAUUGAGGACUUCCUUUGCACUUUUUGUUGGUUGGUUAGUUCUUUUUUUCUAUUAAGCUUUCCUGGCACUGACACUGAUGACACUGGCUAAAAGAAAUUGUGGUUCAUGUGAAUUUCUUGAGAAGCGCAGAUUUCCAAGGAUUGUUCAUUCUGAUAUUGGGAUGAGGAAACUAUUCUGUGCACACUUACUGAUUGACCUUGGCAGUUGCUGAUAUACCUUUCUCACAGUUCUGAAGUUGAGAAUUACCCUGGAAUUCAUGAACCCCCACUUUCCAAAGCAGAGACACUGUCUAUGUUACACGGCGCCUAAAUACCUCAAGUGUCGGGCUGAGAGAAGGGGCUGAAAGACUUUUCAGAGAGCAGUGACAGUCCUCAUCCCAUGGAGUCAUACCAUCUGACAACAGGACUCAACCAACGCUCUAGUUUUUCUCACUGUGGAAAAGAAAUGUUACUGUUGCAUUCACAUCCAAAGUUAUAAAUAACAGCUCAUAACUUUCACUAACUUGUUUCCCUUUUGUUUUGGUCCUUGAGAAGUACAACUUGCAUUUUGCAGAUGGUAAUUGCUGGUGUUGUUCUGCUAUUUUGUUUUGUAUGAACUUGCUGUAUUUGUUAAAGUUUGUCUGCUUUGUGGUUUUUAAUUCCCAUUGGUGCACUGUACAAUGGGGUAUUGUAAUGUAUUAUGAAGAAAGAAAUAAUAUUCAGAUGUAUUAUGAAGUGUAUUUUAUUUUCAAAUGACUGUGGUGUUAACAAUAUAUUGAUUUAUCAAAAGUACUAAGGAAAAAUUCUAAAUUUACCAGAAUCUGUAUAUUUUAAUAAAUGCAUAAAGCUUUAUUGUGUGCCUUUAAAUUUAAAGAUGAGUUUAUAAAGGUCAGAAACAAAAAUGUCUUACUAUAAAAUAUCCACAGUAAUGUAAAGCUUUUACACAGGAGACUACAGAAAAGAGAAGAAAAAAGAUCAAGGUGUUUCCCAUAGUAUAUUAACCUUGACUCGUACCUGAAGUCUGUUACUUUUCUUCCAUUUUAAAAUGGAGAUGAAUAAGUGAAUUUUGCUUAAGUGUUUAAAUUGUCCUUUUUAGAAGUUAGAUAAAUGAGUUCAUUUUGAAAGUAAUCGCAUUUUCAAAAUAAAAAUAUUUUUUAAAUUACA
This is a messenger RNA of Cavia porcellus (domestic guinea pig), 9488 nucleotides long. RefSeq names its product solute carrier family 7 member 14 (gene Slc7a14). NCBI's taxonomy places the organism in Eukaryota, Metazoa, Chordata, Mammalia, Rodentia, Caviidae. The transcript is spliced from 9 exons. Gene Ontology annotation, biological process: transmembrane transport; amino acid transport. Bases 424 to 2739 code for a protein of 771 amino acids. The record is from RefSeq and is a predicted model, not a curated record. Gene Ontology annotation, cellular component: plasma membrane. Gene Ontology annotation, molecular function: amino acid transmembrane transporter activity.